Owenia fusiformis is the source of this 4259-nucleotide messenger RNA. The record is from the annotation of a GenBank genome assembly. NCBI's taxonomy places the organism in Eukaryota, Metazoa, Annelida, Polychaeta, Sabellida, Oweniidae.
GAACACAGCUGGCUCAAAACCCAGAUCGGUAGAGAAUCGGCUACUGUAACCCCUGGGACUGUAACUGUAUGCUUACUUAAUCUAUAGUCCUAGCCUCAGCCUGGGACCUCCAGCUUUGAUAAGAUUACAGGAUUUGUAUGUGAAAAUAAAUACUGCAAUUUAACAAUUGGUUAUCAAGCUGAGUAUAACUAGAUAUGCCAGACAUCCAAUUGAAGGGAGUCAGUGUUUCCUUCCCAUUUGAGCCUUAUGCCUGUCAAGUGGAUUAUAUGGAAAAGGUCAUACAAUGUCUUCAAACAAAUUCUAAUGGUCUACUGGAGAGUCCUACUGGCACAGGGAAGACACUGUGUCUUUUAUGUGCCUGCUGUUCAUGGCUUAUAGGGAAGAAAGCAAUGUGGCAACAACAUAAGGCAGCCAUUGCUGAGCCUGAACUAGCAGAGCAACUCCUUCAUAGUACUGGCCUGAAGCAGGGAAGUGAUUCCUGGGGCGGCAUGUCAGCUCAUCCAAAAAUUAUAUAUGCAUCCAGAACUCACUCUCAGCUUUCACAAGCAGUACAGGAACUUAAACGUACAUCAUACAACCAUUUCAAAGUGAGUGUGCUCGGGUCAAGGGAACAACUAUGUAUUCACCCUGGUGUGCAGAAAGAGACCAAUAAUACAUCAAAAGUGCAUAUGUGUAGGGCAAAGGUACAGGCUCGGAGCUGUCAUUUCUACAACAAUCUAGAAAAUGGAAAGUUGCAGAAAGACUAUCAGGCCAAUGUUGUUGAUAUAGAGGACCUUGUCACACUUGGAGAAAAACACAAAGUUUGCCCAUACUACAUGGCCAGAGAGUUGAAGAAAGAAGCAGAGAUUAUAUUCAUGCCUUAUAACUACUUACUUGAUCCUAAGUCUCGCCGGGCACAUGGAAUAGAACUUAGUGGAAAUGUCAUCAUAUUUGACGAGGCUCACAAUCUGGAAAAGAUCUGUGAAGAAAGUGCAUCAUUUGACUUAAAAGCUGGUGACCUUGCCAUGGCUAUAGAAGAAUUGGGGAGUGUACUUGACAAAGCACUUGAACUAGCCAAAGAGGAGGAUAACCAAGACAUUGAGGGUGUACCCCCAACAAAUUCAGAUGUAAUACCAGAUUUGCAACCAACAGAACUAUACAGUGUAAAGGCUAUGAUGCUGAAGCUAGAAGAAGCCAUAGACCAGAUUGAGAUCAAAGACAAAACAGCUGGGCUAACCAAACCUGGCGUAUACAUAUUUGAGCUGUUUGGUACAGUAGAACUUACAUAUGAGAACAAGAACAGAUACAUCGAGGUCUUAGAUAAAGCAAUACAGCAUUUAACAAAUGAUGAGAGCAGUGGUUUCCAGAAUAAAGGCCAGUCAUUGUCUAAGUUCUGUGAUGUCAUAAAGAUAGUGUUUAGUAGGGACCCUGAUGAGGUGAAGACAUAUUCCAUGGUCAACCAUCAACACUCUGUUGCCAAACAUUUCAAGGUGCACAUCCAAGAUGAAGUAUCUGAUGGGAAGAAGUCUGCUAGAAUAGAUGACUGGACAAAAUCAACAAAAUCACAGAAAAAAGGUCGCACCCUGAGCUACUGGUGUUUCAGUCCAGGACAUACAAUGGAAGAUCUGAAGGCACACAAUGUCAAGUCUAUUAUUCUCACCAGUGGCACACUGGCUCCUUUAGAGUCAUUUAAGACAGAAAUGAGAAUCCAGUUUGAUGUUCAGCUUGAGAAUCCUCAUGUAAUUAAACAACACCAAGUGUAUAUAGGAUCAGUAUGUAAAGGCCCUGAUGGGACACUUCUCAACUCCUCAUAUGAGACAAGGUUUACUACAAAAUACCAGAACUCACUGGGUAACUCACUAGUUAACUUUGCCAGAGUGGUUCCCAAUGGUCUACUGGUGUUUUUUCCAUCUUACCCCGUGAUGAAUGGAUGUGUAAAACAAUGGCAGCAAGGCGAAGGAAAUAUCUGGGGUCGCUUAACACAACAUAAACCUAUCUUCAUCGAGCCUAGAGGGAAAGUAGACUUCCAAACUGCAAUGGAGGAAUUUUACGAGGCCAUAAAUGAUGAGUCUAAGAAUGGUGCUAUAUUUAUUGCUGUGUGUAGAGGAAAAGUGAGUGAGGGUUUGGACUUUGCAGACAUCAAUGGACGUGCUGUUGUUAUCACUGGCCUCCCAUACCCCCCAAUGAUGGACCCUAAAGUCAAGCUGAAGAUGCAAUUUCUUGAUGAAAUGAAAAUUAAAAUGAAAGAGGGUUUAACUGGCAGGGCUUGGUACAAACAGCAGGCCUCAAGAGCAGUCAACCAGGCUAUAGGACGUGUUAUAAGACAUAGGCAGGACUAUGGAGCCAUACUUCUCUGUGAUAACAGAUUCUCCAAUGCUGACAAUGUUAAUCAGCUCCCUCUAUGGUUGCGUCCUAAAGUGACAAGUAUUGGAAACUUUGGGCAGGCUGUAAGGGACCUCACUGAAUUCUACAGGACUGCUGAGAAAACUAUGCCAGCCCCCAAACCAACCAGGAAGCGUAUUGGGGCAGGUGACAAGGCAUGCGAGACAGCAUACUUUGAGCCCACAAUCAACAGAGGUGCAGGUGUGAAUGUGUUAGCUGCUAGCAGGAUAGAGAAUCAUGUAAAGAGCCUCAAAAGAGUAGAUUCAGCCGAUGUGUCAAUUACAAAGUUGAAGAUUGCUUAUGAAGGAGAUGACACCAGUCCCACUGCUGCCCCUGUUAAUCUGCUUGAUGCUCUGGAGAGCACACAGAAACCCCUCAUUGACACAAUGUGUAGUCCAGAACCAGUAAAGCCUACUUCUCAUCAGCUUGCUCUUGAAAAGAAGAAACUAGAUUUAAAGAGGGGAACUAAAAGAAAGCUGGUUGUUAAGCCGAACAAACCCAAACAAGAGACGAAGAUCCCAGAAGCAACACCUUCAUCAGCACCAUCUAUCAAUAAACAUAUGGCAGAAAGUAUAUCAUACCUUGAAAAGGUGAAGUUAGUGUUGAGUGGUGCAUCAUAUAAGAUGUUCUCUGGUGCAAUGUUAGCAUACAAGCAAAAAGAAGACUUCACCAAUCUGGUCACAGUCCUUGCUGAACUGUUCACUGAAGACAAGAGACAUGAACACUUAUUCAGAGGGUUCUACAAGUAUGUCAAGCCAAAACACAAGAAAGAAUUUGAUCAAAUGUGCAAAGAUAUCACUGGGUUGGAUUGUGACUAUAAACCAGAGCACAGUUUGUCUAAGCAGCACAGGACUGUACCAAGCAAACAACGUACAAUUACACCUAGCUUCCCAUUGGGGAACAAGUCUGGUGCAAUAGCUGAAGUGAUCAAAAGGAGGAAACUGGCCCCAGUUGCCUCAGGGUUCAUUGAUAAGGGAACACUGCUUGGUCAACCUAAAGAUAACAUGAACACUAAAGCAAGUUCAAAGACCACAGCAGUAUGUGAUGACAUUCCUCUCAGUUCAUCUAGUGAGCUCAUCUUCAAGAUGCCCCACACAAGCUCACCACCACAUAAUAGCAAUAAAAUAAACCACACUCAAAUGACUGGUGCAUCUUCACAUUCCAAUAAUACAGCCGACAGUGUAGAAUCCACAAUUGAUGGACCAGAAAAUAUAAAAACUACAACAAAUCCUGCUUCCAAUUCACAUGACAUUAGUGACUCCAUAAGGCUAAAUGGCAAAAUUGUGCAAAUGGACAAGAACUUAGAAGCUAUAACUUCUUCUGGAUAUUUGGAAAAGAAACAAGACAAUUCUGCUGAUGUCUCUAUAGAUCUAGAUAUAAGCUUGCCACAGACUAAACCUCUAGCAAAUAAAAAAGAUAUCACUAUUAAUAUCAAAGUCCACAGUCAAACUGGUUGUGCUAAUAAUGUUGAUGGCGAUAGCUCAAAGAAAUCAUCAGUCAAACCUAAAGAUGACUCUAAACCUCAGAAAACAACAGGCUAUACUUGUGGCAGAUGUAAACAAGAUGCAAAAGUUCCCUGUAAAGCUCUUUGUGAACAUGUAUGCUGUAUCACUUGCUGGAAGGACAUUUGUCAAGGGGAUAAGCUGUGUCCUGUCUGCAGUUCACCUGUGAGGAAGAGACAUUUAGAAAGAAUAUAUUUCCCCCAUGGACCAAAUAAACAAAAUUCUUGAUGGACAUUUUACAGUUGAAAAGCAAUAUUUAAUUUAUUUAUAAUAGCCAAUUGCAUGCUAAAUUCUUCACUGCAGUGCAUGAUGAUAGACAUUAUUUUUAUAAAACUAUUCAAAAUUAUGGAAAGCAGUGCUGCUAUUACAAAAAUGGAAUUCAUAAAACUGACUGAA